Messenger RNA from Aureococcus anophagefferens, 1659 nucleotides. RefSeq lists its product as hypothetical. The transcript has 6 exons. Gene Ontology annotation, molecular function: SNARE binding; SNAP receptor activity. NCBI's taxonomy places the organism in Eukaryota, Pelagophyceae, Pelagomonadales, Pelagomonadaceae. Gene Ontology annotation, cellular component: Golgi apparatus; SNARE complex; endoplasmic reticulum membrane. Bases 1 to 837 code for a protein of 278 amino acids. The record is from RefSeq and is a predicted model, not a curated record. Gene Ontology annotation, biological process: vesicle fusion.
AUGCCCCAAACUAGGGUAAUCAGGAACGUUGAUGUCAACGUUCAGCCCCGCAACUCUAGUCGGUCAGCCCCGGCCCCCUCGGCCAGCCCCCGCCUCCCCCUAGCAAAAAAAAAGGACUGCUACCCUUCAGCACGAUUUCCUUGGAUGGGGGGGGGGGUGACCCUCGGCUCCGGUGCGGUCGACGAGCUAGCGGCAAUAGUGUUGUUGAUAAACGGGACGGUCGGUGACGAGCGGGUGUCAGAAUGCGAUGCAAAGUUGUGCCGAGCACAGUCAAUAAGGAGGUCAUACUGCUUGGAGGUGCGGCUUCUAAGGGACAAGGCCAUAAAAAGAACCUACGAACAGAAGCUCAAAGGGCUCGAUACGCGAUGUACAGAGAUCAGACAUGAUAUUGAGUGCACGCGCGGGAGCAGUAAUCGGCAAGAACUGCUUGGGGCGCCGCCCGCUCACAGUGAUUUCAAGGGCAAUGCUAACUACCUUGACGAUGCUGGCAAGAUCCAGGACCAGACGCAGGAUGCACUCUCACGAACAAUGCAUCUCGUAGAGGCUUCCAGUGAAGUGGGCCACUCCGCACUCAAUGAGCUAGAGCGCCAGCAGGAACAGGCCAGGGAUAUAACAACAGAUGUCAUGAUCAUUGAAGAUAACCUCACUCGCGCCGAUAAACUCAUCCGAAACUUCACCAAGCGCAUGAUGACAGACAAGCUCAUCGUGUGCUUUGCGUUUGUAAACAUGUGUGGCUUGAUCGGGAUUGUCGUCUACUGCGUUGUCACUGGCAGGGGACUCGGCACGGAGGGCCAAAAGGAAGACCGGCCUGACGAAAGACGCUUGGGUCCCAUCUGAAAGUCAUCUUGCUUUUAGAUACCCAAGUCUCCCCAAAUGCUAUCCUCACAGAAAAAAGAAAACAGAUCGUAGAAGAUGGCGCUAACCGGUGGAACUGGGCUUGCACUCUUGAAAAGUUUGAAUAUGGGUGACGCCUACUAGACCCGGGAGAUCGAAAGGGGCACUUCUUCAUCAUACCCCUAGUUGACACUAGGAAAUACUGUGCAAUUUCAAUAUAUCGAGCGUGUGGCGUCUCUUGAGCGCGCAUGAGUACGAAGACGCGCUUGAGGACGGUCUGUGACCAUCACCCUUGGAUGUCGACUGCCUCAAACACCGCCUCCGGCUCUUCGCUCGGCUUGCAACCGUCCCCAACUGUGCCUCGCGCCCCCCCGGGGCCCCACAUCGGUAUGCUGCUCUACUACGCCCAGCCCGGCGCGCACUGGCACGGCACCGCCGGCGCGCCGCCGGCGUGGCCUCUGUGGUCGCUGGUGGAGCCCUGCCCUCCGCGGCCGCGGGGCCCGUGUCACACGUGCAGCCGUCGGCCGCGCGCGCAAGAACGGCAAGGCGCAAGCCGACUGGCCCACGCGGCGCUACCACAACUUGAAGAAAUGCUGGAAUAAUCUCAAACGCGAAUGGAGUGCCGCGGGCUUGCUAUUCCGAGGCCAUCCGCCGAAGCGCCUCUUUUGAAGUUUAAGUGACCUUGCCACUGUUUUCGUCCACCCCAAACUCCCCAAAAAUGCCAAAGGACUGUAAGGCCCUUCAGCUUAAUACUUAGGUCUGUCGGCUCUCGCCUAGUAGGGUCACUAGCGCGUAGACAGAACCAGUAUAAGGCAGACUUAGCAU